Spirometra erinaceieuropaei is the source of this 5272-nucleotide messenger RNA. The record is from the annotation of a GenBank genome assembly. NCBI's taxonomy places the organism in Eukaryota, Metazoa, Platyhelminthes, Cestoda, Diphyllobothriidea, Diphyllobothriidae.
AUGGGUGAAGUGGUUGGUGUGGAUGCGCUGUACAGAUGCUUUGACGUCAUAUCCAGUGACUCUACGGAUGAACCCAAAGUUUGUUUUCUUCUAUCAUGGGCCAAUUUCAUAGAAACUAGAGGCGUUCACUACGAUCCUUAGUGGGACUAAAGGAGGAGAUAAGGAAAAAAGACUGUCGUCUCAGUUCAUCGGCCGUUUUUUCAAGCGUUUUAAGGAUUUGGAGGAAGAUAGCUUUAACUGUCUGCUAGAUCUUUGUGAUGACCCAGACGUUGCGAUACGAAAGCAAGCCGUACAAGAUUUACAGUCAAUAUGCAAGCACGAACCGGCCUUUACUUCCCGGGUAGCCGACGUCCUUGUGCAGAUGCUGGCUACGGAUGACCAUUCUGUACGUCUUUGUUCGUAACAAAUUGUCUAACUGUUCUAGGAAUCUCAUAUAGUUGCACUUGCACUCUCCAGCUUGUUAUUGGCUGACCCCAGGAGCACAUUAACAGGGAUUUUCAACCAAAUGCUUGCAGAUAACUCUGGCUCACCCAGAGACCAUGUUCUCAGAUUUUUGGCCGAAUCUCUAAAGCGCCUUCCUAAAGAAACAUUGGACGAUCAGUUGGAGGAGUUUAUCCUAGAACAGACCAAUAAGGUUCUGCUCGAUGUCUCAGAGAAUGAAUUUAUCUUGCUCAUAACAGUACUUUCAUCGCUCAAAUGCAUGUCUACAGUUCCCGGGCGCCAGAAACUCGUAAAUAUGAUAACGACUCAAGUAGUGCAGGCGGUACCAUCGUUUGAUCCGCAAGAUGCUUCUUGUCUCGCACAGGUUCGUGAAAGUGGCAGACAGGCAGUGCGGUUCUUAUCGGUAACCAUUUGAGUUUUUACGUUUCAUGUUUCAGAAAAACGUAACUGCCGGUGCCUUCUUAAAGUACACUCUUGAAAAAGUUAUACCUUUCUUCGAACCCAUCAGUAGCGAUCUUGAUCGACGUGGCAUUCUCCGUGUAUUAACAGAGUUUUCUAUGCACCCAGGCGAUGCCCUUUUGUCGUGUUCCGAGACCGAGAAGGCUCAGAUUUUAUGUCCCUUGUAUGCUUUACUACUGAACUCUUUGCCAAACAUUCCAGAGGAUCCACUGCUUGCUCUUGCACCAGCUGUUGAAUCGGAUGCCGAAUCUGGACAGUGUCAGUCGACCCAGAAUUUAAUCCCUGACCAAGUGUCUAGCUUGAAUAUGCUCGAAAUCGAAUGUCUACUUUUCUCCAUUGUUAAUCUAUCGAGGCUACUGCCAAAUUUUCUGGACUUCACUGAGCCCUCAGGCGGAGAUUCUACGAGCAAUUCUGAAGCUGCCAGCCGUGUACGAUGUUUGCGGCCGAAGUUGCAGUAUUUAGCUCGUCUCAUACAGUUGUACCGUCGGAAUAUAUUAUCCUCCACAGAAGAACUGCUGAAGAUGGAAGAAAUUCCUCAUGAAUCGGCAUCUGAUGAAGCAAAACAGGUAACUCUGAUUUUUACCUAUUGACAACAGGUAUGUGGUUUCAUUAGGCGUAAAGUUCGAUGUCGUAGCCAGGCCUCAUUUGUCGCGAAAAUUCCUUUAAAAGUUGUCAAACAAGUUGUAAAGUUGUCAAUAGGUCGCUGUCUUCGAGGUUAAUAACUUAAUGAAAUUUACUAAUUUCCGCCUAUCUUUCGUCGUAGUAUGAUAAAUAAACUUCACCAUCUUUAUUUAGGUGAUGAUUCGUAGUUUGGUAUGUGGCCACACAAAAUUUUAUUCCUGUCUCGAAGUACGUUCGGGCCACUAGUUUUAUCCCUAGAGCCUCGGAGAGCUGUAUAGCUGGCACCUUUUGAGUCGUAAACUUUUUCUGCAUGUAACCAAUAGGGAUUUCACAGGUACACACCUACUUUCCCUGAAAUAUACUGAUACUGACAAUUACCUGAUUCGUCAUAUUUGGACUACAUGCACGUAUAAUUCACUAGAUUGUUACUUUCGAAAGUAGGAUAAAGUUUCAUUUUCGUGCGUUUGUGGAAAAAACUUGCCUGGAAUAUUCCUCGUUACAACUGUUCCCCAGCGUGGUGUGGGGCUCACAAGUGCUUUGCGUAUCUGAAUUUUAAUACUUUUGUGGAUAUUGUGUUGAGCCGAUUUCGUGGUCAUUUCCGCAAUAAGUUCGAUCCAACAUCAUAGGAUUCUCUCACCGUUUUCCUUUGCAAGCUAUGUUGACAGAAAUACUGAGGCGGUAUCGGAAUUCUGAAUAUCAUGGUAUCAAAACAAAUCCGGUCAUCUCCUGUGCUGCUAGGAUCAGGCAUUUAGUUGCCGUAUUUCCAGAUAAGCUUUGCUAAUCGAACGGUAUACGUCCGUAAUCUGGCCUCGGUUAACAGCCGCUGUAACUGCCACACAUUAAUUCGUCCAGAAUCGGCACAGGUUACCAAUGUUUUGCUUGCUAUGUUUGACGAUCAUCACCCCUACUCGGGAGAAAUUGUAAAUUGCUUGUUUAUUGAACUUCUGUGAGGACACACGGGAUCAGCCUUACCCCAUCUUUACAUCGCCAAGCCUGAGCCUAAAUAAAUAGAAAUGGGUCUAAGCGCAGUAACUGGCCGGUAGCUAUCAGUGUUAAAAGCGGCCAGAUCAUGCACAUCUGUUUCACUGAACCAGGUCCGCAAUUCAAACAAUUGUACGGACAUGAGUGUGCAAUUCAUGAAAGUCUAACGCAAGAACUGUUGCCUUUUCCACACAGAUGCCUAGCUUAGAAGAUUUUACCAGAAUAUAUCGGACUGAAACCUCCCAUAAUUUCUAUCGUGAGAUAUUGGCGUACACCCUGUUGCGUUCAAAACAUGCGCGGAGCGUUCACGGCUGGUGGCCAAUACUUACUUUUGAAGUUCCGGCUCUUCAAAGAGCAGCACACGGCAUUCUGCUGACAUCACCUCCCGUCAUCCCCACUUGGAUAAAAACGAGGCCAUCAUCUGCGUCGCAGGUCGUCUAUCUGUCCUCGAAAACCCUUAUAAUAUCAUAAGAGAAUGCGCCUUCCAGGGGAUGACAUAGUCUUUUCAAUUUGUACUACCAAGACUUCCUCGCAAUGUUAGAGGGCGUUCACCGAACGUUGUUACGGAACUCACUCGUCCCUUUGUGCCUUAGGGCUCUCUCGAGCCUAACCAGCAGCCGCACAGCGGCGCAUGAUAUAGGCAGAAUAGCAUUACCCACUCAACUGAUGUUGGUAGUUUUGUGCUUCCAACAUAAGCAAAAGCGAUCUGCGCAGUUGUUGACUGAAGUGUAUUAUCUCCUUAAAUCCCCCAGGAUAUUUUUUUUCGCUGACGCCGGGAAUCACAGUUCCCUAAAUGCGUCUUUCCGCUUUUCGUUUUAUCACUCAGUAAAACUACACUCAACAUAUUACAUUGACCAGUUUUUUUCUUGAGGGUUAGCUUUACCUUAUUAUUUCACGAGUGGUCGCUGCCUGACCAGUCAGUUUACUGUAUCAGAAUUGGCGGAUCCCAUAUGUCGCAGUAGGUUGGGCGGGCAGCUUCAUCCAGGUGUGUUAAAGUCGAGGAUCUCGGUCGGACUUCGUAGCUCACUUGGUUAGAACGUUGGCUGUUCUAAAGUGUCAACCUUUCCGUCGUGGGUUCAAAUCUCGCCGGGGUCGCCAAUUUUUUCACAACUGGGUAGCCAAUUAAAAUAUACUAAGCUGAGGUCAAGAGGGGGGUCUGAUUUUCCUUUAGGCUUCCGAGCGCGACCAGGGUUAUUGGACCGAAUGUCAGGCAGUACUUAGUCAUGUGCUGUGAGAUAACGUAAGCAAUAAGUCUCACAAAUGUCCCAGUAGUGUUGAAAAGCAGAUAGCUCCGUCUUUUGCAGAUUGUAAAGCUCAGAAUGAUGGCGUCCUUUAAAGCUCAGGUUAUGUGUCCUUGCCUUAGCCUCUCCUUAUUAAGAGAGGUCAACUUCUACAUAAUUUUAAGACUGUCGUAUCAGUAGACUUUCGUUGGACUCGAUUUCGUGCCUGGAGAUUUUUCCUUAGAGAGUGGCUUGACUGUCUUAGGUGACUCCUACAGGGUGGGUGACAGAUAAAAGCAACUUCUGGUUCCAAUUCCAGGAAGUCGGCUAAUUGAUAAAAAACAGUGGACGCGCGAAUUGCACACCAGUUGGGUAACUUUGUUGCGAUAGAAAAUAGGCGUGUUUGGAGGGUGUCAACUCCUGGCUGCGGCACACAGUUACUCGAAUGACGCAUAAUGAAGAUUACUAUGAGGAAAGUGGGGUACCGGAAAUGCUGUUCUUCGACGGGGAUUGUCACACGUAUUUUGUCGUCCAGAGAACCGACACGGAGAUCUGGUAUUGACAGGCAAGAGGAUCUUCCGUCGUUACCGUCCUCAAUGCUGAACUUAGAACUUCGGAGGGCAGUUCAACUUGCCAUACUAUUUCUUACUAUGUGUCAGUUUUAGAUGACAACCUCCGUAAGUCUUCUGCAGUGUCCCACAAAACCGGUCAUAUUAAUAAAAGAAGUAGACCAUUUAAUCUUUAGUAGACGGCUUCUAGCGGACCGGGUUCCAGCCAGUAUUAAUGGAACCGCCCGCCGGAAACGCUGUUGGGCAAGAAGCUCUUCCAAAGCCAGUGGGAAAUUUCCCUCCUAUCUCAGUAAACCAACCCUACUUGUUUCCUUUCAUGGCAGUGGGCGAUUCGCCGUUCGGAUACAGGGAAAAUUUUGUGAUUAGGAAGAAUUUCAGUUGUUCCACGACAAGCUACGGUUUUACACGUAAACACGCUCAUUCGAUCUCGUUGAAAAAAAUCACUUUGGAUAUCAAUGCAUUUGGAGUAAGAUAUCCAUUCCGCCAGUCAUCGAUUUUAUCACCUGGUCCUAGUUUGUUUCCUCGAAAAGAACUCUUGAGUUCUUCAAAGCUGUGUCUUGCCGCCCUCUGGUAUCUAUGCGGUUGGUGCCUCAAAAACGGCUCCGCCUUCUUGCAGUUUCUUUCCCUAGAGCAUGUAGAUUUGAGGACGUGCUAGUCCACUUAAUUACUUAUCUUAUUUUUCAGACAUUGUCGAAUGUAGAGGCCCUAGUGCGCCUGUUCUUCCGAAAUCGACCGACUCUGGACAUCUCGACCAUGGUGCCAUCGUGGAAGAAAAUACCAGGGGCAGUUAAGCCGGGCGAAAAACGGCUCCCCGUAUCGUCCGCUAACCAAUCCACGGAGACUGGGAAGACCGGUCGCAUUGAACACACCUAUCGGAUGCCGGCCGGCAGAUGGUCCGGUGGACAGAGUGGCGCGAGAGGGGGCUUUCGGGGACGCCGCUUUUCCGGAAAUAAUCGACCCGGCCGCGGUCGUAUGUACUAA